AUGCGGAUCAAAGAAUCCGAAUCCUCAGGCGUACAUCUAAGGCCAUCUCGCUCAGUCCGCCGCAAGGCACCUCCUCCAAGUCGCAAAACACCACCUCCACCCACAACAGCCAGAGCGCGAUACGACUUCACACCUGGCGCAGAACACAAGGAAGAGCUGGAGUUCAAGGAAGGAGAUAUAUUCGAGAUUGUGGAGACUUCGCAUAUGCUAGAAGAGGAGGGAUGGUGCCGAGCGCGUCUGAAAGGGCAGCAGAGGGUUGGUUUGGCGCCAUUGGAAUAUCUCGAGCUUGAGACAAAACCAAUCGUCCGGGCUUUGUCGAGAAAGAAGUCGCCAGCCAAGCUGUCGCCUGUUCUCAAUCCACAUGAGUCACAUGCGCACCCGCCUCGCCCUCCCAGCACCGCACCAAGCACAGCCAUUGAGGCGGCGACAGUCUUCCAAGCAUCAAGACCCUCGCCAACGCCAGAAUCGCAUACCCAGCAUUUACAGAGUACUCUCCUCAAUCGUUACUCCAUUUAUAUUCCACCAUGCUACAUGCUCAUCUUCCUCGGAAUCUUCUCAAUCGUUGCAAGUCUUGCCGCAGCGCUGUGGCGGUCCAACGUUCGCAAUGAUAUCCAAGGCGGCUUUUCAGUAGCGCAGUACAUCCUUGCUGUCGGCAUAUUCGUUGUAGGAAGCAUGAUAGCGAUCCAUAGCCGCGCAUGUGUGUGUUGGCAAAGCAGUGGAUGA
This is a messenger RNA of Bacidia gigantensis, 723 nucleotides long. RefSeq lists its product as uncharacterized. Gene Ontology annotation, molecular function: protein binding. The transcript has a single exon. The coding region runs from base 1 to 723 and encodes 240 amino acids. The record is from RefSeq and is a predicted model, not a curated record. Lineage: Eukaryota; Fungi; Ascomycota; Lecanoromycetes; Lecanorales; Ramalinaceae.